UGUGACAGUCCGGAGGCCCGAACAGGGCAGGUUGUGGAAAGCGCAGGGUUUUGACAAAAAACAAGCGGCGACGGUCCCAUCGCAGGGUCUAUGGCCGAGGCUGUGAGGCCCGCGCGCCGGACCAAGGCCAAGGCCAGCCGGACUAAAGCCAAGGAAAAGAAGAAAUAUGAAAUCCUUCAGAGGGAAGAGUCCGAUGAAGUCUCCCUUCCAAAAAUCUCUAGAGAGCUGGAAAUCCCCACUGCAGCGUGUGAAUUCAAAGGAGACCAUCUGAAGGAGUUAACCGACUCCCAGCUCCAGAAUGAUGCUGGGGGACAAAAUGAGAGUGAAAUGUUUGAUGUGCCACUCACCUCCUUAACUCUAAGCAGUGAAGAGUCUCUGACUUGUAAUAUGGAGAGUCUGAAGGAGGGAGAGGAGAUCACAGCCUGUAUUGGGGAUGAUGCAGUCAAGCUAAUGGUUGAUCCUGGAGGCAAUGUUGGAACCAAAAUAGAACCCCCUGAGAACUUUACAGAAAUGGAGAAAGAUAAAUUAGUACAAUGUGGACCUUUGGAAAGCACACUGCAAUCUAAUGUUUCUUAUAUUCAGCAGGAAGUGGAAAAUUUGCAGGUCAGAGAUACUCAGAAUAGGAAAGAAGACAAAGAAGCGCUGGGUCUUUCUUCAGAGGUGCUACAGAAUGUUGGCUUGCAGAGUUCUUGUGAAGCCAAAGACAUUUUUCAGCCACCUAGACUGAAAAAACUGUAUCCCCAGUUGCCAGCUGAAAUUGCUGGGGAUGUACCAGCUUUGGUGGCAGUGAAACCCUUGCUUCGUAAUGAGCGACUCUACCCGGAGCUCCCAUCUCAACCAGAAGUAGUACCAUUUACUAAAGAACAGCUAAAAAUCUUUGAGCCUGGUUCAUGGCUGGAAAAUGUUGAGUCAUAUUUAGAAGAAUUUGACAGCAUGGCUCAUCAGGACAGGCAUGAAUUUUAUGAGUUGCUUUUGAACUACUCACGCUGUAGGAAGCAGCUGCUGCUGGCUGAAGCAGAACUUCUUGCUCUGACGUCUGAUUGCCAAAAUGCUAAAAGUCGACUAUGGCACUUCAAGGAGGAACAGUUGUCUGCACAGGGUAUCUGUGCAGAUCAAGUGAAAGUUUCAGGCCAUCAUCGCUACCAGAGAGUGGAGAUGAAUGAAAAUGCACUGGGAGAGCUAAAAAAACUGUUUGAUGCCAAAUCUGAGCACCUUCACCAGACCCUGGCUCUGCAUUCUUACACUUCUGUGCUCUCACGAUUGCAAGUGGAAUCUUACAUCUACACAUUACUCAAUAGUUCUGCUGUUUUGAGAUCUUUAGCAAUUCAUCAGGAAGGCCAAGCUUCUAAACAGGUAGAAAGCAUUCCCUCUGAUCUGUGUCAGCUGAAGGAGUGCAUUAGUGUCUUGUUCAUGUUCACCAGGAGAGUUAAUGAAGAUACUCAGUUCCAUGAUGAUGUUCUCCUCUGGCUGCAGAGAUUGGUAUCAGUGUUACAAAGAGUUGGUUGUCCUGGAGAUCACCUCUUCCUUCUAAACCAUAUUCUUCGAUGCCCGGCUGGUGUUAGUAAAUGGGCUGUUCCUUUCAUCCAGAUCAAAGUGUUGAAUAACCCGUCAGGGGUCUUUCAUUUUAUGCAGUCCCUUGCCCUGCUAAUGUCUCCUGUCAAAAAUCGAGCCGAGUUCCUGUGCCACAUGAAGCCCAGUGAGUGGAAUCCAUCUUCCUCGGGGCCUGCAUCUGGGACGUGGACACUAGUAGACGAGGGAGGAGAAGAGGAUGAAGACCCUGAGACCAGUUGGAUUCUCCUUAAUGAAGAUGACUUGAUUAUUCUUCUAUCACAGUUCCCAUUUCAUGAACUCUUUCAACAUCUUCUUGGGUUUAAAGCAAAAGGUGAUUAUUUACCUGAAACAACAAGACCUCAAGAGGUGAUGAAAAUUUUUGCCUUUGCUAACUCCUUAGUGGAACUUCUGGCUGUGGGGUUAGAAACCUUCAAUAGAGCACGCUAUAGGCAGUUUGUCAAGAGAAUUGGUUAUAUGAUCAGGAUGACCCUUGGCUAUGUGAGUGACCACUGGGCCCAAUAUGUGAGCUACAACCAAGGCUUGGGAUUGGCCCUGCAGCCCUACUCCGUGGAGAAACUACAGGUUGAGUUUGAUGAGCUCUUUUUGAGAGCCGUCCUACAUGUGCUGAAAGCCAAAAGACUUGGCAUUUGGCUGUUUAUGUCAGAGAUGCCCUUCGGGACACUGUCUGUCCAGAUGCUCUGGAAGCUCUUCUACCUCAUGCACCAGGUGGAGAGUGGGAAUCUGGAAAAGCUCUGUACUGCCCUCCCGCCUGCCGAGUGCAAGAAGCACCUCCAAGACCCGGAACAUUUUGUGAACUUUGAGAAAUGUCUUUCUUCCAUGAAUAGCUCGGAAGAGAUUUGCCUUCUAACUACUUUUGCUCAGAUGGCUCAGGCCAGAAGAACCAAUGUGGAUGAAGACUUCAUAAAAAUUAUUGUUCUGGAGAUAUAUGAGGUAUCUUAUGUCACCCUGUCCACCAGAGAAACUUUUUCAAAGGUUGGUCGAGAGCUUUUAGGGGCCAUCACAGCUGUUCACCCUGAGAUAAUUUCUGUCCUUCUGGAUAGAGUUCAAGACACCAUUGACCAGGUUGGAAUGGUUUCUUUAUACUUGUUUAAAGAACUACCUUUAUAUCUUUGGCGACCUUCUGCCUCCGAGAUAGCUGUGAUUCGGGAUUGGUUGUUGACUUAUAACCUGACAACGGUGAAGAAUAAAUUGGCCUGUGUUAUUCUGGAAGGACUAAAUUGGGGAUUUGGUGAACAGGGGACUCUUCAUCUGGAUCAGGCAGUCCAUGCUGAAGUAGCUCUAAUGAUUCUUGAAGCGUACCAGAAGUACCUUGCAGAGAAGCCGUAUGCUGGGCUUCUUUCUGAAAGUAUGAAGCAGGUUUCAUAUUUGGCCAGUAUUGUUCGGUAUGGAGAGACACCUGAGACCUCAUUUAACCAAUGGGCCUGGAACUUGAUCUUGAGGUUAAAACUGCACAAAAAUGAUUAUGGAAUACCGCAAAAUUGUGCAACUGUUCCCUUCUCCAGCACUGUGCCUGAAAUGACAGAGUCACCCACGUUUCAUCCUCUCUUGAAGGCUGUGAAGGCGGGCAUGCCCAUUGGCUGUUAUCUGGCCUUAGCUAUGACGGCUGUGGGCCACAGCAUUGAGAAGUUCUGUGCAGAAGGCAUCCCACUCUUGGGAAUUCUGGUCCAAUCAAGGCAUUUGAGAACAGUGGUCCAUGUCCUGGAUAAGAUUCUGCCUUUGUUCUACCCUUGCCAGUAUUACCUUCUAAAGAAUGAGCAGUUUCUGUCAUACCUUCUCCUGUUCCUGCACUUGGACAGCGGUGUCCCCCAGGGUGUCACACAGCAGGUCACCCACAAGGUGGCACAGCACCUAACAGGAGCCAGCCAUGGGGACAAUGUGAAGCUUCUCAACAGCAUGAUUCAGGCUCACAUUUCUGUAAGCACUCAGCCCAAUGAAGUGGGCCCGGUUGCCGUAUUGGAGUUUUGGGUUCAGGCUCUUAUAAGCCAACAUCUUUGGUACCGAGAACAACCCAUCCUCUUCCUCAUGGACCAUUUGUGUAAAACAGCUUUUCAGCUGAUGCAGGAAGACUGUGUGCAGAAAUUGCUCUACCAGCAACAUAAGAAUGCUUUGGGCUACCACUGUGACCGGAGUCUGCUCUCCUCUUUGGUGAGCUGGAUCGUGGCAGGCAACAUCACUCCUUCUUUUGUGGAGGGCUUGGCCACGCCUACUCAGGUCUGGUUUGCAUGGACAGUCCUGAACAUGGAAUCCAUCUUUGAAGAAGACUCCCAGCUCCGAAGAGUUGUUGAAGGGGAAUUGGUUAUAAACUCUGCAUUUACCCCUGACCAAGCUCUGAAGAAAGCCCAGGCUCAGCUGAAGCUCCCCAUCGUCCCGUCCCUCCAGAGGCUGCUGAUCUAUCGUUGGGCCCACCAGGCUCUCGUCACGCCUUCUGACCAUCCUCUUCUGCCGCUCGUUUGGCAGAAGUUCUUCCUCCUGUAUCUUCACCGCCCAGGACCACAAUAUGGGUUACCCAUAGAUGGUUGUAUUGGAAGAAGGUUUUUUCAAAGCCCUACUUAUAUCAAUUUGUUGAAAGAAAUGAAGAGGCGCCUGACUGAGGUGGCUGACUUCCACCAUGCUGCGAGCAAGGCCCUCCGCGUUCCAGCAGAGGGCAGUGAAGGGCUGCCAGCGAGCCAGGCUGGCACCCCUGCUUACCUUACUUCACCAGAAUUGCACACGGAACUCGUGAGGCUCUUCAAUGUAUAUAUAUUAUGGCUAGAAGAUGAGAAUUUUCAAAAAGGAGAUACGUAUAUCCCUUCUCUGCCAAAGCAUUAUGAUAUUCACAGGCUAGCAAAAGUGAUGCAGAAUCAGCAGGACCUGUGGAUGGAGUAUUUGAACAUGGAGCGCAUACAUUAUGAGUUUCAGGAAACCAUUGGUCUGUGGAUGCAGAGCAAGCUUGAGUCCCAUUCUAUACCCUGUUGUUCGUCAGCACAGCUGGACUUCACUGAUCCUUUGUUGGCUAAAGAAAGGGUUUUAAGUAACCUGCGAAAGCAUGAGGAUCCCCAGCCUCCCCUCGUUCUGUACCCAAUGAGGCCUCCUGUGCCAGUUAUUUCCUCAGCCGUGCUCCUGAGUCAGAAGGACACCACCCAGCUGGUGUGCACAGACCUGAAUCUGCUGCAGCAGCAGGCCAGGACGGCAGCUCUUCGGGAAUCUCAGCAGGUCGCGCUGGACAGUGAGCUGUUGGACACAAUGCCCAAGCAGUAUGCUAAUCGAGAAGAACAGACCACGCUACAUUUGGGGUGUAGAGGCAGCAGUGGGAAGAAGUGCCAAGGAGCAGCAGUUGUAACCGUUCAGUUUGAAGGUAUGCAUAAGAAUGAAGCAAUAAGCCAACAGCUUCAUGUUUUGCGAAAAGAAGUGAAGCAGUUGCAAGCAGAAGCUGCUAAACCACCAUCUCUUAAUGUUGUGGAAGCCGCUGUGCAUGCUGAAAACUUGAUUACAGCCUUAGUGAAUGCCUACCAGUCUCAGCCCACCCCCGGGGUUCAGAAGGUUGGCAUCAGCCUCUUCUUUACUGUUGUGGAUUAUGUCAGUGAUGAGACCCAGCGUCAUCCUCCCACAAGGCAGUUCUUCACCUCAUGCACUGAGAUCUUGGGACAGGUGUUUAUCAGUGGCACUAAGUCAGAAUGCAGAAAAGUCCUGCAGACCAUUCUGAAGAAGAGAAGGCUUUGCUCUCUCUUGUCUCCUUUCUUUACUCCCAACGCUGCUCCUGCGGAGUUCAUACAGCUGUAUGAGAAAGUGGUGAAGUUUCUGAGUGAGGACAACAGUGAUAUGAUUUUCAUGCUGCUGACCAAGUUCGAUCUUAAGCAGUGGUUAAACGCCACUAAACCUCCUCUGUCUGAUCGUACCAGCCUUCUGGAAUCCAUUCAUUUGGCACUUACGGCCUGGGGCCUUGAACCAGAUGAAGAUAUUUUGAUGCCAUUUAAUCUUUUCUGUAAGCACUGGACCUACCUUCUUCUCUACCAGUUCCCUGACCAGUACAGUGACAUUCUCAGGCUGCUGAUGCAAAGUUCCGCUGAGCAGCUGCUGAGCCCGGAGUGUUGGAAAGCCACCCUGAGAGCCCUGGGCUGCUGCUCCCCAGGCUACCAGCAGGGGGCAGCUUCUGCUGAGAGCGCGGUGCUUCAAAGCUCUCCGGAUGUUCUCUCUCCGGAUGUUCUCUUGUCAGACAAGCAGGUAAUGGAGACUAUACAGUGGCUCUCAAACUUUUUUUAUAAGCUUCGGUUAUCCACGUUGGACUUUAAAAGUUUUGGUUUAUUCUCAAAAUGGAGUCCUUAUAUGGAGGAUAUGAAGACAUUCUUGGGCUAUCUUGUAAAAAGGCUGCUUGACUCAGAAAUGACCUGCUUGGCCCAAGACCCAUCUGCCAGCAGCAAAACAGCAUUAAGAUCCCUACAUUCAGUAAUCGUCCAGCUCUUUAAGCCAUGGAUACUGGUUUUAGAGGACAAUGGAAGCAGCCAACGACAUUACCCCUGGCUGGAGAGUGAUGCUGUGGUGGCCUCAAGCAUCGUGCAGUUGUUCACUGACUGCAUUGACUCAUUGCACGAGAGUUUUAAAGAUAAGCUGUUGCCCUGUGAUGAAGGAGCCCUUCGGUUACACCUGAUGCAUUAUUGCGAAGCAUGUACAGCACCCAAAAUGCCAGAGUUCAUUCUGUAUGCUUUUCACAGUGCUUACCAGAAACUCCCGUGGAGGGACCUGCAUCCUGACCAGAUGCUCAUGGAGGCCUUCUUCAAGGUGGAACGAGGAAGCCCCAAGAGCUGCUUCUUGUUUUUGGGGUCUGUCCUCUGUGAAGUCAACUGGGUCAGUGUGCUGUCUGAUGCCUGGAGUCCCAUUCCUCACCCAGAGACCCGGAGCAUGAUUGUCUGCCUCCUUUUCAUGAUGAUUUUAUUGGCAAAGGAAGAUCAACUGGUGGACCAAACAGAUUCUCCUCUACUUACUCUCCUUGGACAGACAAGCUCACUCUCGUGGCAUCUUGUGGAUAUUGUGUCGUAUCAGAGUGUGCUAGGUUAUUUUAGCAGCCAUUACCAGCCAUCCAUCAUCCUGGCAAAGGAACCUUCUGCUGAAUUAAUUGUGAAGCUCCUAAAAGUGUCUGCAGGCCUUUCCGUUCCUACUGACAGCCAGAAACAUCUUGAUGCAGUUCCAAAAUGCCGAGCCUUCACUCAUCAGAUGGUUGAAUUCCUCAGCUCCCUGGAACAGAAUGGAAAAAUCACCUUAGCAGUCCUUGAACAGGAAAUGUCUAAGCUCCUGGAUGAUAUCAUUGUUUUUAACCCACCUGAUCUGGACAGCCAGACCCGCCACGUGGCCCUCAGCGGCCUCUUUAUGGAAGUCCUGAUGAUGGUGAACAACGCUACUGUCCCAACGGCAGAGUUCCUCCGAGGCAGCAUCCGGACCUGGAUUGGGCAGAAAGUGCACGGGUUGGUGGUUCUGCCCCUGUUAACAGCCGCCUGCCAGAGCCUGGCUUCCGUCCGCCACAUGGCUGAAACGACGGAAGCCUGCAUCACUGCUUACUUCAAAGAGGGCUCCCUCAAUCAGAAUUUAGGAUGGGGCCCCAUUCUGGUGUCCCUUCAGGUUCCUGAGCUCACCAUCGAAGAGUUUCUGCAGGAGUGCCUGUCCCUUGGCAGCUACUUGACUCUCUAUGUCUACUUGCUUCAGUGUCUCAAUAGUGAGCAGACGCUAAGGAACGAAAUGAAAGUGCUGUUUCUCUUAAGCCAGUGGUUGGAACAGGUGUAUCCAAGGUCUAUGCAGGAAGAAGCAAAGCUGUUUCUGUGGUGGCACCAAGUCCUGCAGCUGUCCCUGGUUCAGACGGAGCAGAAUGACUCAGUCUUGACAGAGUCUGUCAUUCGAAUUCUGCUCAUGCUUCAGGGCCGGCAGAGCCUGCUGGCCGAGGAGAGGCUCAGCUCGGGGAUUCUCGGGGCAAUUGGGCUGGGCCGGAAGUCUCCCUUGUCUAACAGGUUCCGAGUGGCUGCCCGAGGCAUGGCUGCCUUCCUUUUGGUUCAGGUUCCUGCUGAGGAUCAGAUCCGUUUGAAGCCUGGCUCUGAAUUACAUCUGACCCUGAAAGCCCAGCAGGCUCUGAGUGCUCUUGAAUCCUUGACAUCAAGUAAGCAGUAUGUUGAAUACCAGGAUCAGAUAUUGCAAGCGACACACUUUAUAAAGCAUCCUGGCCAUUGCCUCCAAGAUGGGAAAAGCUUCCUGGCUCUUCUUGUGAACUGUCUCUAUCCAGAAGUGCAUUACUUGGACAACAUACGAUAGUAACACUGAGGUUCUUGAUAAACCCAUUGCUGUUUAUGUUUACAUUUAACUUUGCUGUUGCACAGGUAACCUUGCUCCGUGUCACUGCAGUUUAGCCAAUGAGUUAGUUGACUGAGAUGUAAGUUGGUGGCACUAGAUAAUUCUGUUGUGCAUGUGCACAUGAGUAUGUUUGUUUCCUUAACUCUUAAAAUGUUCCAGGGACUUUGUAAUUUUUAUAUUCAUCCAACAAGAGAACUUACUAAGUUCUGCUUGGGUAGAGAGCCACUCAUAUUUGCUGAAUAUCCAGUCAUCUCAUGAGACCCCAGGUGGGGUGCUUUCGUUCGUCUCCACUUCUGUCUUUUCCUGUUUCAUUUAAAUGUCAGGACACCUGUGCCAGAUCUAAGUACUUUGGGAAUCAUGUUGAACUCCCACUCUCACUUUUGAACCCCAGUUUUGUUCCUUCAGAGUGAAAAAGCCUUGAAAAUGUCUGCAUUUCUCAAAUGUGGAGAAGUAUACCAGCUUAAUUAUAUCAUUCCUCUCAGCUGGGAGAUUAGAAUGCUGGAUGAAAGUGAGUCAUUGUCUAAAAUGUGACCACUCAGUCUUGAUUGUGGUGGGCAGCAGAGAUGCUGACAAGUCCAUUUCCAUCCAGCCGUGUGUCCUCAUGGAGAAGGAGCCACUCAUCUAACUUGGGGAUGUGUGCUGGCGGUCUGUGGGGAGCAUGUCGUGCACAGAUGUGUUUUGUUUGUUCCCCGUGGCUGAGAGUGUAGACAGGGCUUCCUCUCUCCAGUUCGCUGUAGACAUACGUUCCCUUUGGUCCUACCCCAGCCCGCUCCUUCAUUCACAUCACUUACUUGGCCCCUGUAGACAGUUAAUUUGAAACUCUUUCCAGACACCAAGUUUGAUAUCUGAAGGUCCUGGUGUUGAGAGAGACAGAGAACUUGAUUCUCUGUUUCCUGCCUGUUUCAUCACUCCAGAUUUAAACUCGGAGUUGGCAAACCUGCUGAAACACUGGUUGGUGGAAACUGGGUCAGGUCAGGAGACUUAACUGAAAUUUGGCUUUUUUUGAAAUUGCCACGUGCCUUUUGUUGUUAACAGUUCCGUUCAUUACCAAAGCCUGUCUGCAGUGCUGCCUUGUUUUGCUGCUGUCUUCUUGCUCUUGUCAUAUUCUGCCGACCCCCACCCCAGGAAUUAGCACUUUGACUUCUGUCAUUUUAUUCAUACUUCUGUUGGCUCAAAAUUGACUUUGUCCAGCUGGCAUAACGUGUCUUUUAUUUGCGGAUUAUCUGUAGCCCAAGGCUCUUUAUAAAAAUGUCUUAGUCACUGAGAGCUUUUGCAGAGGGAUCAGGGUAUAGGUUAACCAAGUGAUAAUCUCUUUCCAAAUAUUGUUUUGGGGUGCUUCCCCCAACAUUUGGAAGUGUGUAGGAGCUGUUCUUUAUUUUGAAUCUCUUUAGUUGAACAGAACAGUUCUGCCCAUAGACACGCUCUGGUAAAGAUCUUCCCUGUUAGCCUCCAAGUUCUGUAGGCCACCAAGUGUCCAUCUCUGACGGACGCAUCUCAGAGCUUUCCUUGUUACACAUUUUAGAAGCUGUGGACAGUUCCAUGGCUGAUUUGGCAACAAAAGUUUUAUGACAGGAAAUAUUCUGCGUGCUGUUUUCUUUGAGGAGAAUGUCUUUGUUGCCAUCCUAGAAUGUGAAAUUUUUGAGUGACAGUACGUAAAUUUAAAGAAAAUUAUGUUUUAUCUCUUAAUUUUUGAAGGUUUAUACUAUUUAUAAUGUAUUUGCUCUGUAAAAGUUAUAAAAAAUAAAUCAGUCUUUGGUUGUAGCUGGUAAGAAUCUGAUUUUCAGGGAUAGCGCACUAUCUUGUAAAGUAUUUCAGUUGUUAAAGUUGAUGCACAUUUUUUAUGCCUGAUGUCAUCUAUUUUUUUUGACACUGUAACUUGAUCAUCAGAGAUGGUUGGUAAAAGUACUUCCUCUUCAUGCUUAACAGUGGAAGGUUUACUCACCACAUAGGUUCCUGUGAGAGGCUCUGGCUAAGAAAUUGCUUUAAUGACACUGAGAAGGUAGCAACAUUGCUGUAGCCUCCUGGAAAAGAACAGACCAGUCUGCCCCACUGGCUUUCAGGAAUAAUGAGCCUUUGCUGGCAAAAUAGUCACCGCCAGAGAGCGCAGAGCCAGUUUCAGAGACAGUUACUGGUGCUGCAUGUGGAUACCUGGGUCAGUAAGACCAAGGCACCUGUGUGCCUGAGCGGCAUUGAAGGUGAACUAGCAGAGACUUUCCCUGCACGUGGCCAGCAGUGGCUUCUGGUUCAGAUAGGGAUGAGGGAUGCUGAGCAGCUUCCUGGGCUUGAUGAAAAGCACCUCUUCCGCUUCUCCACUCGCCUUUCUGCAGUUCACAAGGGAGGGGUCAGAGAGGCACACUCGAACCCCUAAUCUCCUGCUCCCCCACCUCACUCUGCAGAAAGCCGGAGACACAGACACCGAGGGAGGGAGGUCCUGCUGAUGCGUCUGCUCAGCCUGAAGGAGCCAGGACCCACCCUCCAUGUUCCCAGAGCUCCUGGGCACAGCUCACUUCAUAGUCUUAUGGUCAGUCUGUUGACCCAGUCACGUCUGCCUCCCCGUGGUUGCCUGGGUCUCUCAGUUCUUUGAGGUGGGGGAAGCUGAGUCCAGAAAAUGAAAACCCCUGAGCAGCCCAACCUCUCUUUAACCUGGUGUCAACCCCCUUCCUCCUAGUCCGUGUGUCCAUGUAGUGCAAGUGAGAGUGUCCACGCCCUUUCUUCCUUUUGAGUGAAAGUGAGACACAGUUUUCUAUUGGAUUUUUAAACCUAAGAUGAAUUAUUUCUGGAGCAGCAAGCAGAUGUUAUAGAAUCAUGACUUUUGGAGUCAGCAGGGGCAUUAAAGCGCAUCUGGUCCCACCUCUCACUCAGCAGGGAUCCCAGUCCUGAUCCUCCAGCCUCUCCUCUGCCUUUUCCUGUGGCCACUGGCCCAGCCCCUCAUGGACAAGCCCAAGUGGCCGUGGGCGAGCUCUGUUUGUAAAUCUGCUUCAUACUGGGAUUCUGCUUCACACUGGGCUGAAACUGGCCUCCUGGUAGCACUGGUCACGGUUCUGCUGGGGCUGCUCUCCUGCCCCCUCAUGACAGACCUUCAGACCUUUGGACAUCUUCAUACCUCAUCACACCUCUGACCCUGCCCAUCCACCCACCCCUCAGCCUUCUUCAGGCUAAAUGCCUAGGGCCCUUAGUUAGUCCUUUUCCCCCACGAUGUCUGCCAGCACUGCCCUUUGGGAAAACUGCCCAAAUUUAGCCCAUGUUAUUAGAAGAGGGCCAUGCCCAGAAAUAGCAGGGUCAGGACUUGGGUGAAACAAAUGAGGCACCCAGGGGACGCAUGUGAGGUGGCACUCGCCUGCAGGCGCCGAGAGAGUGUGCCUCUUUAGGUUUUGUGCCCUCAGCCUGGUCUCUGCCUUGGGGGUUGGCCCCAGUAGUGUGUGUCAAGCAGCAAAGCUCGCUCCUCUGGACACGUGGGCAGCAUCAGCUCUCAGCAGCUGUGCCCUCCAGUUGGCACAUUCAGUCAGUGGCGAGUCAAGCUCCAGAGCUUGGUUUAUCACCAGUUGCAGGUCUAACAAUAAGGCACUUUGCACUUAUCCUUCAAAACUGUCUGCUCUGCAUUUUGGACCGACUUUACCCCUUAUUCUGAACUAGUAAAAUUUUAUUUUGAGCUGAAGCAUUUUCUCCUCAGUUAACUUUGUUUUAUUAAAGUAGAGUGUAUAAAGUUGAAAAUAAGCAUGUUGCUUUAAAAAACAAAAGUCCUCUCCUGUCAUCUUCACUUUGCAUCUGGGUUGUACUGGAUAAAGUUCUUGGCAUCCAGCCAGGCACUGAUACCGACUUUGUUCUGAUCUGUGAUCGUCCUGGUCCAUGAUGACCCUUUCAUAUUAUAGAGGCAUCAUGUGUCCUCUGUAGUUGAAGUUUCCUUCAGUCUAAAUAGUUUCCUGAUUUCUGAUGACAAUAACUUGAAAAAAAAAAAAAAAGAAAAACUACUGACCCUAUUUUGGGGAAAUGAAACCACUAAGGAAUGUUGUUCAUUAUAACUUUAAUUUUUUAUGUACAGAUGUAAUAUCUCCUGAGCACUGAGGGUUAGGAUUUAUUUUUCUUUCAAUGGCUUAAAUCACUCAGGUCGCAGCAAACACUUCUUAAAUGUGUUUAACUCUUUUUUUUCCUUCCAACAUGCCUAGUGUGGCCUUUAAAACCACAACUUAUUUUGGUCAUUAAAUGUGCAAUAUUCACUUCUUAUUCAUUGUUGACAUUUUACAUGCUUGUUCAAAGGAUGAGUUUUUAUAUAAUGAUGAGACAGGAAGAAAUGAGAAUUGGUUAAGUAAAAUUCUGCAAAUAAACUAAAAUCAAAUUGAA
Molecule: messenger RNA, 12219 nt
Organism: Hippopotamus amphibius kiboko
Lineage: Eukaryota; Metazoa; Chordata; Mammalia; Artiodactyla; Hippopotamidae
Gene: EPG5
Product: ectopic P-granules 5 autophagy tethering factor
Exons: 44
Coding region: 91-7842 (2583 amino acids)
Biological process (GO): autophagosome maturation
Cellular component (GO): cytoplasm
Source: RefSeq, a predicted model, not a curated record